Rhododendron vialii is the source of this 3076-nucleotide messenger RNA. RefSeq names its product E3 ubiquitin-protein ligase WAV3. The transcript has 2 exons. The record is from RefSeq and is a predicted model, not a curated record. The coding region runs from base 462 to 2717 and encodes 751 amino acids. NCBI's taxonomy places the organism in Eukaryota, Viridiplantae, Streptophyta, Magnoliopsida, Ericales, Ericaceae.
GAGAGGGAGGGAGGGAGAGGCAGGAGGAGAGGGAGAGAGAACCCGAGAUCUUGAAAGGCCCUUUUUUAGUCGAAAGCCGAAAGUGAUAUUUUCGGGACUCUCGAUACAAAGCACGAGAGAGAAACAAGACACCAUAAUCACUGAUAGCAACAACACAAACACACAGAAGAGAGAGAGAGAGAGAGAGAGAGAGAGAGCUCUGUCUCCAUCGUUUUUGCUUCGUCUGAUCCCAUGACCGAUCCUCUUCUAUAACUUUAUACUAUUUCCUUUCGAAAAUCGCUCUCUUCUUCUUCUCAUCCCAAUCAUAUACCCUUUUGUCUUCUCUGUCAACUUCUUUACAUAAAUCCCAACAUACCCUCCUUUUUCCUCCACCACCAUUGCCGUUUCUCCCCUUUUCUAGAUUGAGACAGAGAAGCAUAAAGUAGAUAAGAAGAAAAAGAACUUCUGGGUAUUUUCGAGAAAUGGGAACUGGUUGGAGAAGAGCUUUUUGCACGACGGCCCCGAGAGAUCGAGAAACCGCCAUUUCAGAAAAUCAGUCCAAAAGCCGAAGUCAAAGCCCGAGCGCGAGCCCGAGCCCCGGAAGCUGCGCCAAAAUGGGGUUUCUGAUGAGCAACUCAUCGACUCCAAGCUUGCGUUGCAGGACCACGAUAGCGGAAGCAGUUCUGAAAUCCUCUGGCUCGGACGACCUCGACAGCCCUAAGCUCGAACGCAAAGCCAACACUCCUAAAUCUGCGAAAUCCACCUCGAAAAGCCCGAAACCGCUUCUGGGUUCCAACCCAUCUUCUCCGAGAUCUCCCUUCUCAAUCCUCAAGAACAGUCUGCGCUUCUCCAGAAAUAGCUGUGGAGUGUGUUUACAGAGUGUGAAGACAGGGCAAGGAAUGGCCAUAUACACAGCCGAAUGCUCGCAUUCUUUCCACUUCCCCUGCAUAGCCGCCCACGUUAGCAAGAACGCCUCCCUCGUCUGCCCUGUCUGCUGCGCCCACUGGAGAGACGUUCCGCUCCUCGCUGUCCACAAGAUCCAACCCCAUUCCCAAUCCCAACAAGCCAAACAAGACCUAGUAAUCCAAACCCAAAACACAAAACCAGAGCCAACGAAGCAGCAACCGCCAUCUCCAACUGUAGACCUCAGGCAGCGUAAUGACAAGUUCAACGGAAGGGCUUACAACGACGACGAGCCGCUGCUGUCGCCGGCGACAGGCGGAGGAGGGGGAGGGUUCGUCCCGAUACCGGAGGCGGAGGACGAGGAGGAUGACGAGGUGGAGGAGUUUCAGGGGUUCUUCGUGAACCCGGUUCAUUCGUCCAGCGAUGAGGUCGCAAUCCGCGGCGGGGAUUCGAGGACGGUGGAGGUUUCGUUGAUGCCGGAGGCCGCGGUGGUUUCCGUGGGGCGGAGUUACGAGGCCUACGCGGUGGUUUUGAAAGUGAAAGCUCCGCCGCCGUUGCCGCAGCGGGUGAAAGCGCAGAAUAGCAACUCGGCGCAUUUUCUCGACGCGGUGCGCCGUGCGCCGAUUGAUUUGGUCACGGUUCUUGAUGUCAGCGCGAGUAUGUGCGGAGCCAAGCUGCAGAUGAUGAAGCGAGCCAUGAGGUUGGUGAUAUCGUCUCUCGGCUCAGCUGAUCGGCUGUCGAUUAUUUCCUUCUCGGCAUGCCCUAAACGGCUUAUGCCGUUGAGGAAAAUGACGGCUCAGGGCCAGCGCACGGCUCGGCGGAUAAUCGAUCGGCUUGGAUGCCGCCAAGGGACUAGCGUCGCCGAUGCGCUGAGGAAAGCCGCCAAGGUUCUCGAAGACCGCCGCGAGAGAAACCCGGUUGCCACCAUCAUGUUGCUAUCGGAUGGUCAGGACGAGAAGGUUCAAUCUAAUAGUUCAACUCAACGGCGUGGAUCAGCCCACGUGUCAUCGACGCGUUUUGCUCAUGUCGAAAUUCCAGUACACUCGUCCGGCUUCGGAGCUAAAGCGUCGGCUGGCUGUAAUCGUGAGCCAGCCGAGGACGCCUUUACUAAAUGCGUCGGCGGGUUACUGAGCGUGGUGGUUCAAGAUCUCCGUAUCGAGCUUGGCUUCGCUUCAGGCUCCGACCCAGCGGAGAUCGCGGCCGUUUAUUCUUGUAACGGGAAACCUGCGGCUCUCGGCUCGAAAUCAAUUCGGCUUGGCGACCUCUACGCCGAAGAAGAGAGGGAAUUACUCGUGGAGUUGAGAGUCCCCGCACCUGUCGUUGGGUCCCACCACGUGCUUUCGGUUCGUUGCAGUUAUAGGGACCCGGCGACUCAAGAAAUGAUCAACGGUAGAGAACAGGCUCUGUUGGUCCCACGCGCUGAGUCCGUUCGAUCCUCGGCGCCAACCAUCGAACGGCUGAGGAAUCUUUUCAUUACUACGCGAGCAAUUGCCGAGUCUCGGCGAUUAAUUGAAAACAACGACUUGACCCGGGCUCAUCAGCUGCUGGCUUCGGCUCGCGCCUUGGUAGUGCAGUCGAGCUCGGUAUCGGAGUGCGUUGCUGGAUUGGAGGCUGAGCUGGCGGAGGUGCAGUGGUGGCGGCAGUAUCAGGUGCAGUUGGAGAACCAGGCGGUCCAGCGGCGGAAGGAGGCGGUGGUGAUGAUGGAUGAGAAUGGGGAGCCGUUAACGCCGACCUCAGCCUGGAGAGCGGCUGAGCAGCUGGCUAAGGUGGCGAUUAUGAAAAAAUCGUUGAAUAGAGUCAGCGAUUUGCACGGCUUUGAAAAUGCUAGAUUUUAAAUAAAGUAAAUAAUUUGGAAAUGUUUGAUGUUUUUACUAUUUGGAAAUUAGUGUUGGGUGGAUGUAGACAAAAACAAAAUGGGGUACCCGACGGUUCAGUCCUUUAUGCAGAGAUACACGGAAUGGAGUGAGCAGGGGCCUGGACUAUCUUUGAUCAGCCUUUUCAUUUCAGUAGGUAGGAGAGAGAGAAGGGACCUGCCCUAUCUUUGAUCAACCUUUCAUUUCAGUAGGUAGGAGAGAGAGAGAGAGAGAGAGAGAGAGAGAGGUGUCCAUUUUUAUUUUUAUCAGAGUGUUUUAACUUUAAGUUAUGAAAGUAAGCUUGUAAAUGCAACUUUAAAAAUGGAGUUCAAUUUUAGAUU